Miniopterus natalensis is the source of this 1468-nucleotide messenger RNA. The record is from RefSeq and is a predicted model, not a curated record. Lineage: Eukaryota; Metazoa; Chordata; Mammalia; Chiroptera; Miniopteridae.
AAUCGCCCCUUUAGACUGUGAGUCACCUGCUGUUGGCAAAGUGUUGUGUUUUCUUUCUUUCUGACAAUCAUCCAAACUGCAGCGUCAUGGCUACUACACACUAGCCAGUCCAUAUUUGAAUUGAAUGCUGAGAUAUUAUGUUAAAUAAAAAAUAAAGUCGGGCCUAGUUCCUUUACAUUAUCUUCUCAUUGAUGCCCUGGUCUCCUUACUCAAGCAGUGCGUGUGCGUGAUGUCACUUGGUCGUCCUUUACUCGCUGGCUUGGGUCUUUCUGCCCUGAACCUGACUGGGUCUAAGGAAGUUCUGUUUUAGGUUUCCAGCCUCAUCACUUGGGGGUGGGGGUGUUCCUCAUCCAAGGAUCCUGUUCUAAAAUGAGAUGAAGGCCUGCUGGACUCAAAAACAUAAGAGGCAAUUUUAAGUCAGGGAAGGGGAGGGGGGAGCUUGAUUAAAAAGAAAUAUAUAUCGCUCUUUUUCUCUUCUCUCCCCAUGAAAAUUCAUUCAGUGAUUCCAAGAGAAAUUCUGAAGAGAAGCUGUGACUGUGUGGAUGGUGACUUGGACCGCUACGACCUGAGCGGCAGGAGGAAGGCUUUCGUCAUGUGCGUCAAGGAGGACAGGCCUGGGGCCGACAAGGACAUCCUGUUCAUGAAUUGGUGGCUGGGCCAGUGCCGUUUCGAAUGUACUUUGUGCACCGACCCUGACAGAAUGGAGUUACUUGAAAAACUAACAUCAUUCCGUGAUGGAUUAAAUGAAGUUAAAGAUGAAAUUAGCUGUUGCCUCAUCACUCUCAUGUCCCAUGGAGAAAACGGCUUUAUUAAAAUAAAAGGCGAUCACAGAGUCAGCCUGGAAGACGUUUUUGAAAUGUUUAAUAAUAAAAAUUGUCCGGCACUUCAUGAGAAACCAAAGAUCUUUAUAAUCCAGGCCUGCAGGGGAGAGAGAAGAGAUAAUGGUGUUGAAACGGAUGAUGAACCCAUGGACCUGGAUGACAUAUCGGACAGGAAGAGGCUGCCCACGUUCAGUGAUUAUUUCAUCAUCUAUCCUACCCAGCCCGAUCACGUUGCUUUACGGCACCCCUCUACUGGCUCUGUGAUGAUCGAAGCAAUGACUGACAUUUUUAAAAAGUACGGAAAUAAGUGGCACAUCGCUGACUUUUUCACCCAAGUUAAUAACAAGGUGGUGCACACGGACUAUUUUCGACGUGGGGAACCGAUAAAAGUAUCGCUUGUAAUGGAAUCUACUCUGACUAGAUCCGUGUACUUUUGACAGCAGGAGGAUUUGGAAAUAAGGACUGCUUUGUACUAGACUUUGUGAAGAACUGUGAGGCUUUGUAGCAUAGUACAAAUGGCUAUCACUUUGCAUUAUUUCUGCCACUAGUUGUGUUUCUCCAAUUUGUUUUGUACAUGUGUAUGGUUUUUCUAAGAUUUAACUCUGCAUAUUUGGAACUUGUAAACAAUUUGACUAUUUUUACUGAUU